ACUUGCUUCAGUCGGUCUCUAAUCAAAUCUAUCAACGCAGUGUCACAGUAAUUUUACAUUUUACAAAGUUUUUAUUUAACAAACACUCAUGACGAUGGCUGCCUCACUGACUCGAAAUCGCCCAAACGAUUAUUUCUAUGACUCGUCGAAUAUAUCCUCGGGUCCGAAGGACUUCUACAAACAAGCAAAGAGUUCAAAGCAAGCAAUGAUGUCUUAUGCAAUCUGUCCAAUCUUCCCAUCGAUGUUCUCAGACCUUCAAAACUACCCGUGUAAACAAUAUGUUAUCAGACGCGCCGCGCCAAUUCCAGCUUAUGUGGAAAAGGUCCCCAAAAGCGCUGAGAAAAUGUCGCGUGCAUUCGUCGCAGGCUCGGAUCGCUAUAAAUAUUUCCAUAAUAGCCCGAUUUCUAUAACACAAGUAACAAAAGAAACAGUACCGCAGUUGGAUCUGAAUUGUUUCUAUGAUAUUGAUCGUAUACGGAAAUAUGAAGACCAAAAGAGGUUAAUGCGGAAGAAGACGUGGAAACACAUUUCGAAUCUCAGCGGCGGUGAGAAAACCCUAUCCAGUUUAGCGUUAGUAUUUGCUCUGCAUUAUUACAAACCCUCACCUCUAUAUGUCCUGGACGAAAUUGACGCGGCGUUAGAUUUUAAAAACGUUUCAAUCAUAGCUAACUACAUCAAAGAACGCACGAAAAACGCGCAGUUUAUUAUUAUCUCACUGAGAAACGAAAUGUUUGAGUUGAGUUGUCAUUUGAUCGGGAUUUACAAGCCGGAUAACACUACGAUGACUGUCACGAUUGAUCCGAGGAAGUUUGACGGUGAGAAACAGGUGGAACAAGUCAGAGGACAACAGAAGGACGCAGAAGUUGAUUUGUCUCUUGAGCCUACCGAAAUGGAAUCACUUUCUAGCAUUGGCAGUGUACUGACGACAACAAACGGCACUUUAAUGGUUACACAAAAUACACAAGACCAAAACGGAAGAAAAAGUGUACCUGCUGAGGAAAAUGGAUUACCAGCAUCGCAAGAAGACAUAUUCGCAUCACAACAAACACGCACAUCUGAAAUAUCUGACAUAAUUCCACCUUCACAGGAACCCGAAACCAAUAUGGAAGUUGAUUAGGUAAUAAUAUUCGUCUGUGUACGUUUUUAAUUUAAUUUUUUUAUAUACUGAA
Dalotia coriaria is the source of this 1169-nucleotide messenger RNA. RefSeq lists its product as uncharacterized. Gene Ontology annotation, biological process: mitotic chromosome condensation. Gene Ontology annotation, cellular component: condensin complex. The transcript is spliced from 4 exons. Bases 89 to 1117 code for a protein of 342 amino acids. The record is from RefSeq and is a predicted model, not a curated record. NCBI's taxonomy places the organism in Eukaryota, Metazoa, Arthropoda, Insecta, Coleoptera, Staphylinidae.